This is a messenger RNA of Temnothorax curvispinosus, 1080 nucleotides long. RefSeq lists its product as uncharacterized. The record is from RefSeq and is a predicted model, not a curated record. The transcript has 3 exons. Lineage: Eukaryota; Metazoa; Arthropoda; Insecta; Hymenoptera; Formicidae. Bases 1 to 1080 code for a protein of 359 amino acids.
AUGACCGACAUCCUGAGUAUAGGAGGUGAGCCGAUCUUCGACGAUCGCAUCGUCAAGAUCGAGACACACACUUACAAUCCAUAUGCCAAUACCACGUUCGGGCACAGCGACGAAAUACGAAUUCCAAUACAACAGCAGGAUCUGUACACUCUAACCUGCAAAAGUUUUCUGUACAUCGAGGGAGUACUCUCCGACGGCGUUCCGGAAAAGAAUUCGGAUACGACAAUGGACAACAAUUGCGUGGCGUUCAUGAACAGAAACGUCGGAAUAACCAGUUCGAUCAAGAAUUUCGUGUCGUUGACCACCGAGAGAAGCAGGAAACUGCAAAACGCUGAAUGGAUUGUGAUCAAUGAAUACGUGGGACCUCGUUCGAGAACUAGAAUCGGCGAUUUCAAUUUCUGCGUACCCCUUAACGUUCUGCUAGGUUUUUGCGAGGAUUACAAACACGUGGUGAUAAACGCGCGACACGAACUCAUUCUGAUACGUUCCCGAAUCGACGCUAAUUGCAUCGUCACGAAACCGGAACGUCACAAGAAUCCUACGAUUACUCUGUUGAAAGUGCAAUGGCGAAUGCCGCACGUGGUGCUGAACGACGUCAAUAAAUUGUCCUUUUUACGAACGUUGGAGAGCGGACAAUACCUAAGUAUGGGCUUCCGCUCGUGGGAUUUGUACGAGUACCCUUUGCUCCAAACCACGAACAGGCAUUCGUGGGCUGUGGAAGCAGCGACGCAGCUUGAGAAACCGCGAUACGUCAUUUUCGCGCUACAAACCGGGAGGUCCAACAACUUAUUGAAACACGCCUUCGAGUUCGACGACGGUAAUCUCACUAAUGUGAACUUCGUAUUACGGAUGCGAGAGAACGCGCUUCUAACGAUGGAAGAAUUCGACAAAUGGGGCCCGUUCGUGGUCAUCGACUGUUCUCGUCAGAACGAAUCCGUCAAAAGCGCCACCGUAGACGUUCGCAUAGAGUUCGAUUGCAAACGUAAUAUAGAUUCCAAUACGACGGCCUACUGUCUCAUCAUCCACAAUUGCGUGAUCGAGUACAAUCCGCUGACUAACAUAGUCCGCAAGAUCGUGUAA